Gastrolobium bilobum is the source of this 1376-nucleotide messenger RNA. Its product is annotated as peroxidase 12-like. NCBI's taxonomy places the organism in Eukaryota, Viridiplantae, Streptophyta, Magnoliopsida, Fabales, Fabaceae. Gene Ontology annotation, molecular function: heme binding; peroxidase activity. The record is from RefSeq and is a predicted model, not a curated record. Gene Ontology annotation, biological process: hydrogen peroxide catabolic process; response to oxidative stress. Bases 5 to 1066 code for a protein of 353 amino acids. The transcript has 3 exons.
AAAGAUGGCUAGAGCUAGUACCAGUAACACACCAUUGUACGCUUUGCUCUUGAUUUCUUGGUUACUUUUUGCUUCACAGAUCCAUGCCUCCUCAUCAGAGGCACUUGUAAGGCCUCCAAUUGUGGACGGGCUCUCAUGGAAUUACUAUUGGUUAACCUGUCCUAGGCUUGAAAGGAUUGUCAGAAAGCAUCUUCAGAAGGUGUUCAACCAGGAUAGUGGUCAAGCUCCUGCCUUACUCAGGAUCUUCUUCCAUGACUGCUUCGUUCAGGGUUGCGAUGGGUCGAUAUUAUUGGAUGGAACUCCAAAUGAAAGAGAUCAACCAGCAAACAUAGGAAUAAGGCCAGAGGCCUUGCAGACAAUUGAAGACCUCCGAUCUCUUGUCCACAGGCAGUGUGGAAGGGUCGUCUCCUGUGCUGACCUCAUUGUUCUCGCCGCACGUGAGGCUGUUUCCCAAUCAGGAGGCCCUGAAUUUGACGUGCCACUGGGGAGAAAAGAUGGCAUAACCUUCAGCAUAAAUGGAACAAACAAUCUUCCACCACCAUUUUUCAAAACUGGUGAACUCCUUGACACUUUUGGAGCUAGAAACUUUGAUGCCACAGAUGUGGUUGCACUCUCUGGAGCACACAGUUUUGGUCGAGCCCACUGUAGCACUUUCUUUGACAGGAUCAAUCAAUCAGACCCACCCAUUGAGGAGUCCUUUGCCAACAAUCUAAAGGGCAUUUGCCCCAACGAAGACUCCACCAACACUUCUGUGCUGGACGUGAGAACCCCCAAGUUGUUUGAUAACAAGUACUACAUCAACCUUCUGAAUCGCCAGGGUCUCUUUGUCUCGGAUCAAGACCUGUUCAGUGACUCGAGGACUAAGGAAAUAGUGAACUCCUUUGCUUCCAACCAGAAACUUUUCUUUGACAAGUUUGCCAAUGCUAUACUCAAGUUGAGCCAAUUGGAUGUGUUGACUGGAAAACAAGGACAAGUUCGUGCUAAAUGCUCCUUCCCAAACACCAAGAAGAAAUCUUUUGUUACCUCUGUGGUGGAAGAGGUGGUUGAUUUAACUGGUCAGGUGUAAAACGAACCAUAAAUGACCUAGUAGACUUUAAUAUGUUACAUAAAGAAGGAGUUUCUUCCUGUGUUGUGUUGCUGGUUUCCUGACAUGUUUUCGUGUCUAGUGUUUGAUGAACCGUGUAAUAAAAAUGUAACAUAGUGAACCUUAGUGUGACAUAUAAUGCACAUCAUUUUGGUUUAUGUCCCUUUAUAUUUUCUAUUUAUAUCUUCUUAUAAAUUAAUAAUUUACUUAACCACAAUUUGGGCACUUGUACCAUCAGUAUAGCAGAGUCUUGCAUGGGGCAAUUUGAUUGCAAUGCUGGGAGUCACUUCAA